Molecule: messenger RNA, 1350 nt
Organism: Cicer arietinum (chickpea)
Lineage: Eukaryota; Viridiplantae; Streptophyta; Magnoliopsida; Fabales; Fabaceae
Source: RefSeq, a predicted model, not a curated record
AUGACAUUUUGUGUGGGAUUUGCAUAUCUACAGUCUGAGUAUGUUGAUAACUUCACAUGGGCAUUACAAAUGGUGAAAGAACAUACUACAAGUGGUGAAGUUGAAGUCAUUGUUACUGAUAGAGAUCUUGCUUUGAUGAACGCAGUUGAAAAUGUUUUUCCAAAAGCAGUGAAUUUAUUAUGCUUGUUUCAUAUAUGCAAGAAUGUCAAAGCCAAGUGCAAGAUGACUGUGUUUCCAAAAAAGAAGCAAGUGCAAAUAAUGGAGGCAUGGGAGGCUCUUAUUUAUAGUUAUGAUGAGGCUCAAUACUACAUGAAGUUGGCUAUCUUUGAAGGAAUUUGUAGUAGCUAUUCUAUUUUUUAUGAUUUUGUACACGAGCAGUGGUUAAUUCCUCACAAUGUUUGGGAAACCAUCAAUAGCAUGAUUGUAUUACAACAUAAUGAGAUAAUAGCAUCAUUUGAAAAGAGCAUCAUUCAAAAGGUGCAUCGCUAUAGUAACAGAUUAUACGCGAAUUUGCGUGGUGUUGUGUCAAAAAAUGCAAUUGAUCACAUUGCGGCAGAGUAUGACCGCGUGAAGUAUAGUACAUUAACUUUCCAUGUUGAUGCAUCGAGUAAACCUUCGGAGUUAUUUGUGAAACAUGAAAUAGAUGUCAUAGUGAAAAAGUUUGAAGAGCUUGAUGUACCUGGCAAAAUUUCACUUAAAGGUAAAUUACGAGAGAUCGUGUAUCCUUCGAAUAUGUCGAUGUUUCCACCGGUUGCCAAGGUUAAAACAAAAGAUACCGGUAAAGUAGAAAAGCUAGCACCACGACCAUCAGUCCAAAAGCUCACACUUCGACCAUCAAUUAGCAAAGUUAGACACCCAAGAGUUCUCCUCUUCAAAUAUUGGUUGCCAGUUGAAAUUCAUAAAUUCAUAGAUGACAUUAUUGAUGUCGGUGAUGAUGGUAAUUGUGGAUAUCGUGCAGUUGCAGCUUUACUUGGAAUGGGUGAGAACUGUUGGGCAUUCAUCCGUCAACAGUGUGUGAUAGAGCUUCAAGAGUUCAUGUCUCAUUACGAGAUACUAUUUGGUGGAGAAAAUUAUGUUCGACAACUUAUACACAAUGUGUAUGUUGAGCAAGUUGCAUCGAAGGAUAAUUGGAUGACACUUCCAGAAAUGGGAUAUGUGAUUGCUUCGAAAUUUAACUUGGUUGUCGUCGCAUUAUCACUUAACCAAUCGCAAACAUAUUUUUCACUUCGAAGUCCACCACCAACAUCUAUGUCAGAUCAUCGUGUGAUUGUUAUUGCAUUUGUUAACAACUGUCAUUUCGUACAGGUUCUGCAACCGAAGGUGCUACAUAGACUGGUUCUCUACGAAUGA